Molecule: messenger RNA, 4022 nt
Organism: Closterium sp. NIES-67
Lineage: Eukaryota; Viridiplantae; Streptophyta; Zygnematophyceae; Desmidiales; Closteriaceae
Source: the annotation of a GenBank genome assembly
UGAAUGCCAAAAUGAGAUAGCCUUCUACCUGCCUUUCCGCCGCCAUCCGUAGCAUUCAUUCGUACUCAGAUUGCAAGUACUCAGCGAUAUCGCUCUUGCAAGUCAUGCGUUCCGGAAGUCGCAUGGGGGAAAAUUGCCAUCACUGAUACUGAUGUCUCUAAUCACCGCGCCGAUCAUCUCAAUGCCUGUUCCAUGCAGUGCUCUCGCAACGGCAGAAGGAGCGAGCAGAAAAUGUGUCCUUGCCGGGUUGGGGGAUUUUUCGAGGCGCCUGUCGGUAACAUCAAGGCUGCUGGCAGUCACUUCAGAAUAGCUGGUAGAGCCGCAUGCAGCAAGAACCAGAAGAGCGUGAUCGGCGCUGAGAGUGUUUCUGCAGCCGCCUCGCCUUAUCUUCGUUUCAGUGCAACCGCCAAACCCGUUGGUCAAGCCGAUGCCAGUCUCACCGUUUGUUUUACGAGAAGGCAGACUAGACCCGCCUUGCUCUCAUGGGAAUUUCUGCGUGGCUCUCACCCUAAAUGCGGUCGUUUCUCCCGCGGACUUGGCAAAUGUAUGGGUUCAGACAGAUUCGAGGCGACAUUAAAGCCGGUUACGGAGGAACAGCGUAAGCGUCGUGAGGGGGAUGCCCCCAGGCAGUCAGACGACGCGGAUUGGUCCGCGAAUGCUCUCGGAGCGGAUGCCAGUUUUGCCAAUUCGCAAGAGGGGGAGGAGGAGGACGUCUUCGCAUCCACCCAUGGUCGAGAGGAGGGGGGUGAUGUGGAUGACAGGGAGUGGGACGAGCAAGGGUUUUUAAGAGCCAGGGAGAGAGGUAGAAAAUGCGCGGAGGAUCUGAUUGCCGUGACAGAGAGUGAAGAGCUUGGCUUCGGCGGCUGGUGCAGGAACAGGCAACUGCAGCGGAUAAGACGCAAAUCAAGGCGCGGAUUAAGACGCGGAUUAAGAGACGAUCCGUUCAGUGGAGGGCUAAAAAGCGGUCUAAGCGGUAGUCGCCGUGGAGCUGGAGCUGCUGCUGAGUGGACGAUGAGGAAAGAAGGCAGACGGAGAGUGACGAGGAACUUCAGGCGCCGACUGAACAGCAGGAAGCGUGGGAUCCGGAGGUGCACUGGAGGGGUCAAGUUGAGCAGGCGGAAAUGUGAAUUGCUGCGCUGCUUGCUGCCGGUGGUGCAGCCUGCAAAGAGAACAGGCAUGGAGAAGCGGAGCAAGGAUGGUAUCAGUAGCGGCAGUUUCGGAACCAGCACCAGGACUGGUGACGUCAGCUUGAUGCAGAGUGACAGGACGGCUGUCCUUCAGCUAGCCAGUGCGCUUGAGGAUGGGGCUUUAAGGAGAGAAGCCAAGGGGAAGGAGGCAAGCAGUAAGGUCAGACGGCACCACAAGGACUGUCGUGCACACGCUCUUGGUGGCCGCAUCCACGCGCUCGUCUCCCAUCCCCCUCCUGUUCUCAUGGAACUCGCCAGAUUCACAGCUGGGACGUUCGGCCAUGCUGCCUCCGCUGGUUCGCAUGAUUCUCGUAUUUCUCGUGCCGCUGAUGCAUAUGACGCCUCGGAUGCAUCUGAUGCUCUCGCUCAUGCUCAGUCGCAGCAGCUAUCUGAUUUGCGGGAAGCGUUUCGAAGGGAAGCUCUGGCCCCACUGCCAGUUUCUGUGCCUGACGUGGACGGCUCUAAUGCUGCCAGAUGUCAGCUCACCAGCUCACCUGUCUGCUACCGAUUCAAAGACAAUGACGUCAGUCUCUUCUUCGCCCUCCUGUUCCAUACUAUAGCAGCCUUCUCCUCUCAGGCCAUCGCAUCCUCUCGCUGCCAUUCCUCUCCGUUCUAUUCAGCCCCUUCCCCUACGCUUCCCUCCUCACCUCCCUCCUCACCUCCCUCCUCUCCUCACUCCUCACCUCCCGCCAUCCACCUCUCUCGCUUUGAUCUCUUUCACUGCCACCUCUUCGCUGCCCCCUCUUCUGGUCGCCUCGGUGCCCUAUUCCACGCGAAGGAGUAUCCUGCUUUCUGCGACAAUUCCUUUCCCGUCAACCUCGGAUUCUGCCAAGCAGGUUCCCUGCUUCCCUACGAUGCCUCCAUGAGUUUCCGGAACAUUCUUUGGCUCGCACCGUUCCAUGCCAGCUGGCGUUGUCCAGUUAAUAUGGGGACAUCCAAUUUCUCUGACACAUACCUGCCUGGAUCCCUUCACAUCCUUGAGACUGCUCCAGAGUCCGUCUUGCACCAAGAGCUGGUUUGUGAAGGGCUCAAGCUUACCCACACUAUCUAUGAAAGUGAUUUUGGGCUCUCUCUUUUGGAUGUGAAUUACUUCAAAAUAGAUGAUCCGCUUUACCAAAAUGAAUAUUUGCGUGUUGACUUAGUAGAAUCAAGUGCAUUUCUUAUUCUGGCUCAACUUUUGCACAAUUUUGUAGGGAUUUCUUGCAGUCACGGAUCUCCCCACCAGAUUCUCUUCUCUUCACGCAUUUUCUCCCUACUGGUGGUUAGCAGAAAAAGAACCUCUGCGCGUCGCGUUAAAAUGGCGACAUCUAAGCUCCUUCUCCUCGGCCUCGGACUAGUUGCACUGUUCACCGUGGCUGCAGCUGACGGCGACUCCGAUGUCGUCACCUUGGACAACGACAACUUCGACGACUAUGUCGGCAAGGAGGAGGCGGCGUUUGUCAAGUUCUAUGCUCCUUGGUGCGGUCACUGCAAGAAGCUGGCUCCAGACUAUGAGAAGUUCGCCACCGCGUUCAAGAGGACCAAGUCCGUCGUGAUCGCCAAGGUGGAUUGCGACGUGCACAAGGAUGUGUGCAGCAAGUACGGUGUCGGUGGCUUCCCCACGCUCAAGUGGUUCCCAGCUGGCAAGUCCAAGCCUGAAGACUACAAGGGCGGACGAGAUCUAUCAGAUCUGAUUGAGUUCGUAAACGAGCAGCUUGGUACUCACGUGAAGAUCGCGGCACCCGUGUCCGAUGUGAUUGCCCUUGACCCUUCCAACUUCGACAAGUUUGUUCUGGACACCACCAAGCACGCUCUCGUCGAGUUCUACGCUCCCUGGUGCGGGCACUGCAAGUCCCUCGCGCCCACGUACGACAAGCUGGGGUCGGUGUUCAAGGCGGACAAGAACAUCGUCAUCGCCAAGGUGGACGCCGACUCGCACCGCUCCCUGGGCGAGAAGUACGGCGUGUCUGGCUUCCCCACGAUCAAGUGGUUUCCGGCGGGCAACAAGGACGGCGAGGACUACAGCGAAGGCAGGGACCUGGCGGACUUCGUCAAGUUCAUCAACGAGAAGACCGGCACCAGCAGGACCGUCUCCGGCGCCCUCCUCGAGACGGCGGGGCGCAUUGAUGAGCUGGACGAGAUCGCUGCGGCCUUCGCCGCAGCGGCGGAGGGGGAGAAGGCCGGCCUCAAGGCCAAAGCGGAGGCAGUCAAGGUGGCUGACGACAAGGCCAAGCAUGCUGGCAUCUACAUCAAGGCCAUGAAGAGCAUCAUUGACAAGGGGGCGGACUAUGCUGAGAAGGAGGUUGCCCGCCUCACCCGCAUCCUCGCAGGGACCCUCAAGCCAGAGAAGGCUGAUGAGUUCACUAUUCGCAAGAACAUUCUGUCGGCCUUUGUCAAGGCCGAGUAGACCUCACCUCAUGACUGAGUAUGGGAUAUUGGAACCAGGUUCGAGUCAGGUUACUAGGUUAGUGACCUGGUUAAUUCUUGUAUCUGGCUAAACCUGAGUUACACUCAUGCUGCUGCAGGUGACUCCUAAAUCAGUGAGAGACAGUAGUGGAUUUUUCAGCGACGAUAUCAGAUUCACAAGGUAUCCGACCGAGAGUACCCUGAAAGCUUAAAGCCCGCCCAGCAGGUUGCAUAUUCGUACUGUUCAGGUAGGUGGGGCGACCAAAUCUAAUUGGUUGACAAAUCAUUGUAGAGGUGAAUUAUUUUGGCAGAGUCAGCGUUAGUUUGCACAAGCUGUUAGAACGCACCUAUUCUAGCCUACAACUUCUACAUGCACAUGUAUGUCUUAAGUUGACACCAGGCCCCUAGAUUGGUUUUGAGGCCUCCUGAUGACUCGGGGGUGGCGCUCGU